Molecule: messenger RNA, 1865 nt
Organism: Brachypodium distachyon (stiff brome)
Lineage: Eukaryota; Viridiplantae; Streptophyta; Magnoliopsida; Poales; Poaceae
Product: pectate lyase
Exons: 2
Coding region: 115-1461 (448 amino acids)
Molecular function (GO): pectate lyase activity
Source: RefSeq, a predicted model, not a curated record
CGUCCUACCUACUCGGAACUAAAUCCCGAAAGCCAUAUAUAUCACGAGGUAGUAGGAGGAGGGGAGCUCGCUAGCUAAGCAUCAUUGAAUAAACCAAAAAGUGAAGAAGAACCAAUGGAGGGGUUCCAAUGGGGCAGGCGCGCCGGCUCCUUCGUCCUGUACGUGGUCUUCUUCUUCCUGUCGGCGUCCGCGCCCGUGUCGCAGGCCAACAUCGGCGACUUCGACGAGCACUGGCAGCAGCGCAAGGCGGCGGCCCGCGCCGCAGCGGAAGCCAUCUACCAGUCUGACCCUCUAGAGGUGGCCAACAGCCUGAACCGCGCCGUGCACCGUGCCACCAAGGAGGAUGACGCGGGCACCCGGAGGUCGAUGCUGGGCAAGCACAAGAAGUUCGCGGGCCCUUGCCGGGCCACGAACCCGAUCGACCGCUGCUGGCGCUGCCGCAAGGACUGGGCCACGGACCGCAAGCGGCUGGCCCGGUGCGCGCAGGGGUUCGGGCGGAACGCGACGGGCGGGCUGGCGGGCAAGUUCUACAUCGUGACGGACGGCAGCGACGACGACGUGCUGGCCCCGCGGCCCGGGACGCUCCGGUGGGCCGUGAUCCAGGCGGAGCCGCUGUGGAUCAUCUUCGCCAGGUCCAUGCUGAUCAAGCUCAAGGAGGAGCUCCUCAUCGGCAGCGACAAGACCAUCGACGGCCGGGGCGCCCAGGUGCGCAUCGCGGACGGCGCCCAGGUGACCGUGCAGUACGCGCACAACGUGAUCAUCCACAACAUCCACAUCAACGACCUGAUCGUCGGCAAGGGCGGCAUGAUCCGGGACUCCCCCGCGCACUUCGGGUUCCGGACGCAGUCUGAUGGCGACGGCGUCAAUGUCUUCGGCUCCACCAGUGUGUGGCUCGACCACCUCUCCCUCGCCACCUGCCAGGACGGCCUCAUCGACGUCAUCGCCGAGUCCACCGGCGUCACCAUCUCCAACUGCCACCUCACCAACCACAACGACGUCAUGCUCUUCGGCUCCAGCGACAGCAACCCCAAGGACGUGAUCAUGCAGAUCACCGUCGCCUUCAACCACUUCGGGCGCGGCCUCGUGCAGAGAAUGCCAAGGUGCCGAUGGGGAUUCUUCCACGUGGUGAACAACGACUACACCCACUGGCUCAUGUACGCCAUUGGAGGCAGCAAGGACCCGACCAUCCUCAGCCAGGGCAACCGCUACAUCGCGCCGCCCAACCUGGCCGCCAAGCAGAUCACCAAGCAGAUAGGCGCGGCGGAGCCAGAGUGGAAGAACUGGGUGUGGCACUCGCAGGAGGACCUGCUCAUGAACGGAGCCUUCUUCACCGAGACCGGCGGCGACAUCAAGAGGAAGUUCGACAAGGACGACCUCAUCAAGCCCAAGCCGGGAACAUACGUCACCAGGCUCACGCGCUACGCCGGCUGCAUCCCCUGCAGGCCCGGCAAGCCCUGCUAAAUCUAGGUGUACGUCCCGGCCGGAUCGACUCGAUUAUUUCCUAAUCUCUAAAUUAUAUAGUUUUGUAAUGUUCAAUUUUUUUUGCCACUUAAAUUCGUAUAUGUGCACGUGUUAGGAUAUUUUGACACAUCUGUGGGGUUCAAAUCGAAUGACCCUAUGGAUUGUACUUGUACAUGCAUUCGCCGUGUCAAGCCAGGCGAUGCAGCAAAGAGGAUGAUGGGAAGACAACUUUUUUUCUUUUCUUUUUGAGAGGGAUGGAAAGAAAACUUUGUGUGUAGGUCGUCAUGUUGCUUAGGGAGGUGGAUAUAUAGGCCUUGUACGACACAGAAAUGCACAUACGCAAGAGGGCCGAACCUAAUUUGUUUCAAAAUGUAUUAAUUAACUGUAAAGAUAUUAUGCAUCUA